UGCGCACCCGCACGUUGUUCAUACUGUGAGUCGCGGCAGACGCGCGACUUCCUUGUGUCGAUGGCGGAUUUGACGGCACUGGACGAGGCGUUGUCCCCCACAGACGAUGGGUUUCCCGCGCACGCGGCUUUAGGAGACUCCGUAUUCAGUGGUUCGGAUGCGGAAGCGCCAGAUUUAGGAUCUCUGAAUGUGUCGCGCGGACGACCCGCGGAGCGAUCGUCGCGGGGAGGCGCCGGGGGAGGCGCGGGAGCAGCGAAGCGGUUCGGACGAGGCGGAAUGAUCAUGGCGGUGGUCUUCCGCCUGCUGGCGCUUAACAAGCGAAUAUUAAUCCCCGUGGCUCUCGCAUCGCUAGCUUCAAUGCUGAUGGGAUACGACAUAGGCGUGACCAGCGGUGCGGUGCUGAUUGUGCAGCGAACUUACCACCUCAGCAUUGCGGAUAAGGAGCUCUUCAUCGGUUCUUUCAGCUUCGCAGCAGCCCUUUCCGCCCUCCUCUCCGGCCCGCUCGCCGAUUCCUUCGGCCGCCGCCCGCUCCUCCUCCUCUCCUCCCUCCUCUCCUCCCUCGGCUUCCUCACAAUGGCCCUCUCUCACACCUUCCCCACCCUCCUCCUCACUCGCCUCCUCACCGGUUUUGGCGUCGGUAUUGGGCUGACCGUCGGCCCUCUUUAUGCCGUCGAACUCUCCCCAGCAGAUUCCAGAGGUGCUCUUUCCGCCCUCUCUGACCUCUCCUCCUCUCUCGGUCUUCUCUUGGGGUAUCUAAUCGCCUUCCUCCUCUCCCCUUCUACUGCAAACGACCCUACUCUAGCUGUCGCUGCUGCUGCCGCUGCUGCUGCUACUGAUCCUACAGCCACCACUGCUGCCACGGCAGCAGCGGCAGCAGCAGCCGCAGCAGCAGAGAGCGCGUUUUCCCCCCACAACUGGCGGUUCAUGCUGCUAUUAGGGGUUGUACCCGCAGCAGGGCUGGGCCUAGGUGUGGUGUUUCUAGGGGUUCCGGAGUCCCCAAGGUGGCUGGUGCUGGUGGGGAGGGUGAGGGAGGCGGCAGAGGUGCUGCUGGUGCUGGAGGAUGGGAGGGAGGUGGAGACUGCUGCGCUGCUUGAAGACAUGACUGCCGCCGCCGCUGCUGCUGCUGCUGCUGCUGCUGCUGCUGGUGUUGGCGGUGGGGGGGGGAGGAUGCAGAAGCAGCAGCGUUGUUGGGAGGGGGAGGGUAUGGGGCGGGAGGAUCACAGUCAGUCCCAGCUGUGGCAGGAGGAGGGGGAGCCGGAGGGGUGGCAGGCUUACAUGCCCUCACACCUACAGCACCAGCAGGAGCACAGUUCUGGAAGGGACCAGCAGGGGGAGGGUUAUCUGGGGGCGGGGAGGGCGGCGGGGGGUGGGGUGUGGAGGGAGCUGCUGCUGCCGAGUGAGACUGUCAAGCAGAUGCUCAUGCUGGCUGUGGGCGCGGCUUUCUACCAACAGGCAACCGGCGUCCCCACAAUGCUGUAUUACACCCCUGAGCUCUUCGCCACUAUGGGCCUCACCUCUUCAGCCGCCAUCCUCUCUGCCUGCCUUGCUGUGGCCCUCGCUCGCACUCUCGCCUCUCUGGUGCCGAUCACAAUGCUGGACGAGAUCGGGCGACGCACCCUGCUGCUCAUUAGCACAGCAGGCAUGGCCAUAGCGCUGCUAGCUCAGGGCAUCGUGCUCCACACAAUGAACCUCGGGGGCGAGUUUGACAUCUCCACCGAAAACCCCUCCACCACCACCACUGUUGCAGCCGGUGCUCUCACUUCCCUCGUCGACCGCCCCUUUCAGUCCAACGCCGCUGCUCUCUCAGUCAUCGCCGCGGCCAAUCUCGCCGUCUUUUUCUCCAUAGGCCUCUCCCCCAUCUCCACUCUCCUCGCCCCGGAAAUCUUCCCCCUCCGCCUACGAGCCCAAGGGACAGGGCUCUCCGUGGCCGUUAGCCGGCUCAUUGCCGCUGCCCUCUCCUCCUCGUUCCUGAGCCUGGUGGAUGCCACAAGCCCGGGGUUUCCGUUCUUUGUGUUUGCGGUGCUGUCGGCGGUCGCAGUUCCAUUUUUGCAUUUCUGCAUGCGGGAGACUAGAGGGGUGAAGCUGGAGGCGACAGGUGCGCUUUUUGAACCUAGUGCCGGGGGAGGGUGAUGGAUGGGCAUGGCAGGGCGAUCGGGAGGAGAGCGAGGAAUGUGGGAGCGGGGGAUAGGAGCUUGACCUCGUGACAAAAGGCAUAGCUGCUGUCAGUCAGUCAGGCUCGUCAGGUUAGUGACCUGACCAGCUUUCGCAAGGGAGAGUCUAGUUUGAGGCGCCUCUAGACUAGGGGUUAGACCACCUGACCUGACAAAAAGCAUUGCAACAGCCAGUCGGGCACGUCAGUGACCAGCUUUUGCAAGAGAGUACUUUCCAGCCCGGGGCAGGAGCUAUUUUUUGGCCGAGGAGGAAAUAACACUGCAUUUCACUGGAGGGCUUCGUAUUUGUAGGUGCCUCUAUUUCGUAGGCAGCAAAAAUCUAGUGUGUAGAUUUUGCCUUCUCCAUGUGUGGUGUGGUGUGGUUGCCUCUUAAUGGUUGAUCUGCCAAGAG
This is a messenger RNA of Closterium sp. NIES-67, 2562 nucleotides long. The record is from the annotation of a GenBank genome assembly. NCBI's taxonomy places the organism in Eukaryota, Viridiplantae, Streptophyta, Zygnematophyceae, Desmidiales, Closteriaceae.